This is a messenger RNA of Aplysia californica (California sea hare), 6011 nucleotides long. RefSeq names its product multidrug resistance-associated protein 1. Gene Ontology annotation, cellular component: membrane. Gene Ontology annotation, biological process: transmembrane transport. Gene Ontology annotation, molecular function: ATP hydrolysis activity; ATP binding; ABC-type transporter activity. NCBI's taxonomy places the organism in Eukaryota, Metazoa, Mollusca, Gastropoda, Aplysiida, Aplysiidae. The record is from RefSeq and is a predicted model, not a curated record.
ACUCUAAUAACAAUAUAAAUCCUCGCAUGUUGUCUUGAACGGAAUGACAUUAUCAAAGAGAAAAGAAUUCUAAAAGUAGAUGUCCUUUUUUAUAUUCUUGUCCUGUGUAUGUUUGUGUUACGUUGGUUCCUGACCUUUAUCAACUUGCCGGGUAUGUUCGCUCCACUUGGUUUGAAAUAGAAUUGUUUCCACGCUGUGCUGCUGCGUGUUCUCUAUGCCUCCUCGCUAUCGCCCGUCUGUGUUGAGCAUGAAUGCACCCUAAGCAGUAUAACGUAAGAUCUACUCCACGCAAAGACAUCAGCAGCUUGCACACGAAUGAAUUGGGGGUUACCUGGCCUUCUUUUCUUUCUCGUGGAGAAUAUCUGUUUUACGUACACCCAUUCCAAAAUUACUUGGAGGUUUUGGAGUUGAGGAAUGAUACUGUGUUGGAGCCAUCGUCUCCUAGCUCUGCCAUAAGAGUUUGGAAUAUUCAGACGUUUAGACUGGUUAUAACAGCGAGAUGGUCGAUUUCUGUGAAGGAGAGGCCAUUUGGGACACAGGCCUUACGUGGACGAACAACUCAUGGCCUCAGUUCACAGAAUGUUUCCAGAACAUUGUGCUGCAGACAACACCAUGUGCCUUCCUGUGGCUGAUCACACCGUUUUGCACGUACAGCCUUGCCAGGAAGACCUCAACCCCGAGACCAAUAAAACCACUAUUUGUCAUGAAACUGAUUGGUACGGUUGUACUGUUUUGUUUGUUUAUUUUGGAGCUCGCUCAAGCAAUCGCAGGCUCAAGCCACUUCAAUGAUGAGUACCUGGCGCCUGUGCUGUGGAUGGCCACUCUUCUGCUACACACCGCUUUAAUAUAUCUGGAGAAAUCUUGCAACACUGUGAAAUCCCCUGGCCUCUUUGUGUUCUGGAUUUUAGCCGGUAUCUGCAAUGUGGUCCCUGUAUAUUCAAGCAUUCAACUCAAGACAUACAACAGUGACCCCUCAGCUUUCACCCUGAUACUCAUCAAGUUCAUCGCGAUCACUUUCAUGUUCGUCCUCAAUUGUUUUUCCACGUUUUACGGGGAAAAACCGAAGGGACACAACCCGGAACUGUCUGCUUCCAUGUCAUCCUGGAUCAGUUUCAGCUGGAUUGACCGACUUCUGCUGAAGGGCUUCAAGUCUCCACUCGUGGACGGGGACGUCUUCGAUUUGAACCCUCGAGACAAGAGCACCAAAGAGGUGAACAAGCUUCUUCACCAGUGGCAACAACUUAAGACACGCUCAAACAGGAAACGAGUCAGGAGGCGUCAAUCAGGCAAACCAGUCUCGGACAACGAAAAGACACCCCUCCUUUCUAGCUCCACCUCAUUGUAUGGCGUGGAUAAGCAAGAAAAUGAAGGAAACGCAACUUCAAGCGCUACUCACUCGAGAACUGAAACUCCUGUUGAUGGCCAGGAAACCUCAAAGGUUUCUUUCUUCACCGCCUUGUUCCGGUGUUACUGGUUCGAGGCAGUUGAAGCACAGAUCGGCAUGGUGGUUGUCGCUGUUAUGAACAUCCUCAAUCCUUUCAUUUUAGGGUUCUUAAUUGACUUCACGGCCAAUCUGGGCGAGUUUACAUGGCACGGCUACAUCUACGCAACAGCACUGCUGGCCUCGAAAGUUGUGACUGCUGUCUUCGACUUCCCCUUGCAGUUUCUCACCAACUGUGUGGCCAUCAGGGUGCGGAGUGCUGCUAUAGCCACAGUCUUCAGGAAGGGCUUGGUUAUAUCUUCGUCAUGUUCAUCCUCAACGCGGUUGUCAUGGAGAAGAUGAGACAGUACCAGGAUCAGAUUAUGAUUGUCAAGGACGAGAGAGUUAAACUGAUGUCAGAAGUCCUGAACGGGAUGAAGGUGAUCAAGCUGUACGGCUGGGAGCCAAUGUUUAAGGAAAAGAUUUUGGAAGUGAGAGAAAAAGAACUCAAAAUCUUGUUCAAGUACGCUGUCAUGGACGGAUUCCAGUCUUUUGCUUGGACUGCAUCGUCGUUCUGGUCGAGCGUGGCCUACGUCCCCCAGUCUGCGUGGAUACAGAACAACACCCUGAGAGGAAACAUCCUGUUUGGAAAGAGGUUCGACUCGAGCUUCUACCGCAGCGUGGUCAAAGCCUGUGCCCUGCAGCCUGACCUGGACAUUAUGGCGGCCGGUGACCAGACAGAAAUAGGAGAAAAGACACGCAUCCUUGUGACUCACGGCAUUCACUGGCUCCCGGAUGUGGACUACAUCUACGUCAUGAACCAGGGCCGCAUCUCAGAGGCGGGAACCUACGAGGAGCUCAUCUCUCAUAACGGAGCCUUCGCACAGUUUCUGGCACAGUAUCUGACACAGAACCUCGACAACGAUGGAAAUGAAUCCACAGUGGAUGAGGAGGACGAUAAAGAGAAAGAGAUCAAAGCGGACAUUCUCCGGCGCCUGACCUCAAUAGCGUCCGAUAGUGAGGCACCUGACGACGAACAGAAGGCAACCCUGAUGCGACUCAUCUCUCACGACCCUGAUCACUCACAGCACGAUAUGUCUGCCUCGUACACCAGUGCUCGCAAGAGGAAAGCCAGUACCCGAUCUGGUCACUGGAUGGAGUCCAGCCAAAGGGAGAGGUCAAUGAAGGAUACCAUGACUCCAGACAAAAGCAGGUUAACUACGGAGGAAGCAGCUGAUGGGGGCAAGGUGAAAUGGUCCGUUUACGGGCAGCUCCUGAAAGGCUUCGGUAUCCCUCACUCUGUAGCCAUCCUGUUUAUGAUCGUGUGUUACCAUGUGGCCAACAACUACGCCAACAUUUGGCUCACAAACUGGACGGACGAUUCCCACCUGGGGAACUUCACAGAGCUGCCCGCAAACGGCACAGUGAGAGAGGACAAAAACAUCAACUACCUCGGGGUCUUCACGGCUCUUGGAUUCAUACAAACGUUUUUCGUCAUUGCCUACUCUGUGGUGCUACAAAUCCGCCAUGUCCACGCCUCCCGCAAGUUGCACUUUGAACUCUUAGACAGUGUGAUGCACGCCCCCAUGAGCUUCUUCGACACCACGCCCAUGGGGAGGCUGCUCAACCGGUUCAGUCAGGACGUGGAGAGGCUGGACAACGACAUCUGUGUGGAGAUUGAGAUUGUUCUGGACUUUGCCAUGCAGUGUUUGGGCAUCUUCGUCAUCAUAAGCUACACCAUACCCAUCAUGCUUGCUUUCAUUGUGCCAAUAUCCAUCCUGUUGUAUUUGUUACAGCAAUUCUACAUCCGCACGUCGUGCCAGCUCCGGCGUAUCGAGUCCAACAACCGGUCCCCGGUGUACGCCCAUUUCAGCGAGACCCUGUCUGGCGUGAGCGUCAUCAGGGCAUACCAGGCACAAGACCGGUUCAUCGCCGACUCCGAGGCCAAAAUUGACGGCUUUCAGAAAGCCGUGUCUGCGUUUAACGCUGUGAACAAAUGGAUCCAGUGUCGCUUGGAGGUUCUGGGUUUUUUAAUCCUGUUGGCUGCCUGUGUGUUUGCAGUCCAGGCCAGAGAUUCUCUGUCUCCUGGUCUGGUUGGACUAGCCAUUACAUACGCCAUGCGGGUAUCUGUGAAAUUCAUAUUUGGCACUCGAAUAUUCGGAGAUUUAGAAACUCACAUCGUGUCUGUGGAGAGGAUGAGGGAGUACUCAGAGCUGCAAAGUGAGGCCCCAUGGACCGCAGAGACGGACGCGACAAGGGUGACAGAGGAGUGGCCAGCAACAGGCCGCGUGGAAUUCGUGGACUACAGCACUCGCUACAGAGAAGGCCUGGACUUGGUGCUCAAAAAUCUCACCUGCUCGAUCAACGGGGGAGAAAAAGUUGGGAUCGUGGGCCGCACGGGAGCGGGCAAGUCGUCCAUGGUUCUCUCCUUGUUCAGACUGAUCGAGUCGGUCAGUGGGAAGAUCAUCAUAGACGGGGUGGACAUUGGCAAGCUGGGACUACAUACCCUGAGGCGACACAUCACUAUACUGCCACAGGACCCUGUCCUCUUCGCUGGCAGCCUCCGCAUGAACCUUGACCCCUUCAACGAGUCAACUGACGCGGGGCUGUGGACCGCCCUGGAGCACUCUCACCUCAAGAAGUUUGUCGAGAGCCUUCCACAACAGCUGGACCACGAAGUCGGGGAGGGAGGUGAAAAUUUGAGCAUGGGGCAGCGUCAGCUCAUUUGUCUGGCGAGAACGUUGCUGAGGAAGACUAAGAUCCUGAUCCUGGAUGAAGCCACAGCAGCCGUGGACAUUGAGACUGACGAGUUGAUUCAGAAGACCAUCAGAGAGGAGUUUAGCGGAUGUACCAUACUGACCAUUGCACAUCGUCUAAACACUGUUAUGGAUUACGACAGAAUUCUUGUGCUAGAAAAGGGCAGUCGACUGGAGUUUGAUUCACCAAAUAAUUUACUCUCCAACCACCAGUCAGCAUUUUAUUCUAUGGCGAAACAAGCAGGACUCGUCUGACAGCCAGCUCUUCCUUCAGGAAAUUAAAUACAUAUAUAAUAUUAUGUAAAGAAAUCCCUUUUUGCUACACUUUGAUGUCAUGAAAUGAAUUGUUAAAAAUGGAAUUUUGCAGGUCAUACUCUUCUUAUUCUUAUGGUUCAACUGUUAUUGGGAACAGGAAUUUCCUCAUACCCGAAAGUGUAAAAUAAUCCUGUGAAAUAGGUUAUACAGUUUAUUUACAGUCCCAUCCUCACGUCGAAAAGAUGUGACAAAGAAAGAUCUGCUGCCUUGGGAAAGCAAAAAAGUCCGUUUUUGGACAAGUUUCGUUUAAAAAAACAACAAACAAGUAAAAUUCUGAAACUGGAACAAUCCAAUAAUAAGAAACGACUAAAGCAUCUUCGCGUGUACGUGUGUAUCUUAGAAUAAAUAAACUAUUAGGAAAAUGGCCAUGUGCAAGAUUUCAGGUUGCUUUGCCAGCUGCAAAAUUCCUCAACAGUUUGCUGUGCCAGAAAUGGUUUCAUUGGUCAUAACCAAAGCCACAAGUCGUCUUGACAUUUAAGUCUUCUGUUUCGCUUAAGGCGUAAGAAAUAAUCUCCUCUGUGGGUGCAUUGGUCAUCGUCAGAUAAUAUUAAUAACGAACUAUAAACUAUUAUCUAAGUUGUCAGAUCAUUGAAGUCGGACAGUCGUAAUGAAAUGCGAAAAAGUUAAAGUUCUACCAAUGUAACCAUGAAGGCCCCCUACUUGUAUUUCUUUGACGUCAUGCAUGUGAAAGCAGAAGAAUGAACUUUAGUUUAAAAGCUAGUAAGUUUUACGGCACUUGCAACACCAUAAAGUCGUAUAAGUGCAGGAGAUUAGAGGUGUUACAAGAGAGUGACAAAAAAAAAGGAGAGAUCAGGACAAUAGUUGUUUGAUUUUGAUGGGAAAGAAGGAGCAAACUACAGAAUAUCCCCCAACUAUCGGCGUGAACUGACCUCGUGGAUCGUAGAUUGGUGAUCCCUGCACUUCUAAACAGCACAAUGGAGAUGGACUAAACAUUUGGAAAUAGUCCUUUACAAUACAUGUCAGCCUUUUUAAUAUGUUUAGUCCAUCUCCAUUGUGCUGUUUAGAAGUGCAGAGAUCAGCAAUCUACAACCAGCGAGGUCAGUUCAUUCGGAUGGUUGAUGGAAACUCUGGUGUAGUUUGCUCCUUCUUUUGCUCCCAAAAGUUUCAGCCAGCGUCAGUGGUGUGACUUGUAACACCAACUGUUUGGUGCUUUACCGUCGCACACUAUGACACAGGUGAUGCGAGUCUGGUUCCCAGGUGGGGAGAAUUUUUAUCCAUCUGUCUACUGGGACGAUGUACAUGUAUCCCUCUCAGAAUGGAUCGAAGCCUACCUCCUAAAUGAUCUAGUUUGCCAUGGCAGUGGAGGCGUAGAACUCGUACAAUUACAUAGGUGUAUAGUAUUGCUAUAGUUUGUUUUUUUCUGGACCGGCUCGUCCCAGUGAAGGAUUUUCAUUUCAAUGGGUUUUUUAAAAUAUAUAAUAUAAUUUAAGAAAAGAAACAGAAACAUGUUCAUUCCAUAAAACUUGUUUCUUUGAAGAAUAAAGUAUUGUAAAGAAAGA